AUGGGGGGAGCAGCUCGGCGCGGCGCGGUGGAGGAGGCGAGAGGGCGCCGGCGUCGCAGUGGGGUGGCCGGCGUGCUGCGGGAUGAAGGGGCGGCGCGGUGGAGGAGGCGAGUCAGCGUGCGGCGUCGAGGAGGGCCGGCGACGGCGAUCGAGGACGGCUUGACCACCGGGGAGGUCGAGGAGGUCGACGACGACGAAGAGGUUGGCGUGUGGAGCUCGCCGGAGUCGACGUCCACUACGACCAGGUUCCUGGUGGCACUCUUUGUAACUGUCGCGUUUGUUUCCCUAGAGGGUGCUCCAGCAUUGUCGGCGGCGGGGACAGCCGGAAGGUCGUCGCCGGUUCGUCUGCGGCGGCGGCAGGUGCAAAGCCUCCUCAGGCAGCUCAAUAAGGCUCCUCUCACAACCAUAGAGAGCCCAGAUGGAGAUAUUAUCGACUGUGUGCACGUCUCCAAACAGCCUGCAUUUGAUCAUCCUUUGCUCAAGAACCAUACAAUCCAGAUGCGGCCUUCUUACCACCCAGGAGAUCUGUAUGACAGCUCCAGCAUUACACCACAUCCAAUCACCCAAACAUGGCAACAGAGUGGCAAGUGUCCUGACAACACCAUACCAAUCCGAAGGACAAAGGAGGGGGAUUUCAUGAGCGCCAGUUCCAUCAGGAGGCACGGCAAGAAGAGGCCACUGAGUAUCCCAAGCCUCAAUUCUCUCAAUGACCCUGGAACUCCUAAUGUAUUGAGAGGCCACCAGCAUGCUGUAGCAUCAACCACCACGGAAGAUAAGUACUAUGGAACCAGUGCCACCAUUAAUCUGUGGCAACCAAGGAUUGAGGGGGUCAAUGACUUCAGCCUGUCCCAGCUCUGGAUAAUUGCGGGAUCCUAUAAGAGCAAUGAUCUCAAUACCGUUGAAGCUGGAUGGCAGGUUUCCCAGGAGAUUUAUGGGGAUACCAAUACUAGAUUCUUCAUCUACUGGACACGUGAUGCGUAUGAAACAACAGGAUGUUAUAACCUAUUGUGCUCAGGAUUCAUCCAGAUAAAUAAUCAGAUCACUAUUGGUGGUAGCAUCUCUCCUGUCUCCAUCUAUGGUGGCUCCCAGUAUGACAUCAAGAUUUUUGUUUGGAAGGAUCAAAAGGAUGGCAAUUGGUGGUUGCAAGUUGGAAGCUAUGUUUUAGGCUACUGGCCAUCAUCCCUCUUCUCCUACCUGGCAGAUAGUGCCUCCUCUAUCAUGUGGGGUGGCGAGGUGUACACGCCUGGCUCUAACCAAACUUACACACAGAUGGGCAGUGGACACUUCCCUGAAGAAGGGUUUCGCAAGGCCAGCUACAUCAAGAACCUGCAAGUGAUAGAUUCGUCCAACAAUAUCAAGUCGCCAAAUGUUGUGGACUUCACACCUGAGCGUCCCAACUGCUAUAAUUUGACGAUCGGUAACAAUAGCGACUGGGGUACUUACAUCUAUUACGGGGGUGCGUGUGAGAGUGUUCCGGCAGCAGGAGGUGAGCUGCUGCUCCCUGCAGCAUACUGGUUUUGGGCUACGGCCUUAGUCUGCUGCAUCUUGCAAUACCACACUUGA
Panicum virgatum (switchgrass) is the source of this 1563-nucleotide messenger RNA. RefSeq lists its product as uncharacterized. The transcript is spliced from 8 exons. The coding region runs from base 1 to 1563 and encodes 520 amino acids. NCBI's taxonomy places the organism in Eukaryota, Viridiplantae, Streptophyta, Magnoliopsida, Poales, Poaceae. The record is from RefSeq and is a predicted model, not a curated record.